Scaptodrosophila lebanonensis is the source of this 786-nucleotide messenger RNA. RefSeq lists its product as uncharacterized. The coding region runs from base 57 to 557 and encodes 166 amino acids. The transcript has 2 exons. Lineage: Eukaryota; Metazoa; Arthropoda; Insecta; Diptera; Drosophilidae. The record is from RefSeq and is a predicted model, not a curated record.
UAGAUUUUACGAAUAAAACUUAAAAUAUAUUUUGAUACGAAUUUGGUAAAGCAAAAAUGUUGGUGGUUGGUCUAUUGCAGCGAAGACUCCAAACUAUAGGUCUAAAUUACGCAUUUUUACCCAAUAAGCGUUAUUGUGAAUAUAAGAAGCAUGUUCCAAACGUAUUUUUAUUGGGUGGUGGCUUGGGAAAAUUACAAGGUGGUAUUAAGGAGGAGGAAUACUUUAGUUCAGUCAAUCACAGUCUGAUGUGCAAAAUACGCGAACAAAUGAAGGGCACAAAGCAUGCAACUGACUAUUUACAGAACUGGGAUGAAUACCAGAAGACACUGGAUCAUGCAGCUCUGUAUAAUACUGGCUGCAUGAACAAGCACAAGAAUUGUUUAGAGGAGGCAUUUUUUAUGAAUGAGUCUACUGAAUGCGUUAAGAUCUUGAAUAGCCGUGUCAAGCCUGAUUCCGAAGUUAUUGUAAACGAUCUAGUUGCAAGCUGCAGCGCUAUUAACGAAUGCCAAAACAACGACAUGGAGGAGGAGUUUGAGCCCGAAGAGCAAUUAAAAUAGAUAUCUUUCCAACAACUUCAAAUACUGACAACAUAAAAAAAUAACACCGCAGGCAUGUCACAAAGACUGUUGCUCAUUUAACCAACGUUGUUUGUUGUUGGUUAUGAGGACGGUUUCGGUGACAUCUGAUCUUGGCCUGUUGUCUAAACAACACCAUUUCUUUAUAAAAUUGUUAGUUCCUCAUGUCGUAAUUUAUUAAAAUUAAAAAUAAGUUUAUUGCCCUGCUAAA